Molecule: messenger RNA, 762 nt
Organism: Salvia splendens (bonfire salvia)
Lineage: Eukaryota; Viridiplantae; Streptophyta; Magnoliopsida; Lamiales; Lamiaceae
Exons: 3
Coding region: 60-581 (173 amino acids)
Source: RefSeq, a predicted model, not a curated record
UCCAACCAAUAAAAUCACAGAAUAUUAACCGAAAAACAAAUUUCAGUGGGCUCGACGGUAUGAGCUCCUCGCCGGGUUCGCCAUCGCCGCCGCGAGCUCGGAAACCGAAGGAUGAAGAGCGGCCUAGAUUCUUCGACACUAAGGCCAAGAGCAUGUGCUGGGCCAAUGCUGACACAGUGCCCGGCCGUCACCCGGAGCGCUGGCGCAAGGAUGCCGCCGGCAACGUCGUCUGCAAACGCUUCUGCAAUUGCCAAGGCUGCCUCUGCUUUGAAUAUGACCACAUCGUCCCCUUUUCCAAAGGUGGUGAGUCUGUAGCAGAGAAUUGCCAGAUUCUACAGACGAGGGUGAACAGAUUCAAAUCGGAUAAGGAGGGGAUUGAUGAUUCCAUCUUGAAAGGCUACUCUUGUGACAUCAAGUUCACUGACAAGGAGCUCGAUGUCGUUGAAAUGGCUGUCUAUGGAGAUGUUAUAAGGCCGGGAAACCAGUGUCGCUGCAGAACCGUUGCUGAAAUGCUCGGGCAACACAUAUCCAAAGAUAAAAAGGCUCCGUGCAAGUUGCCCUACGAUGACACCCCUUCAUAGAAGUGAGGUGUUCAAAAACAAAGAUUUCCAUUCAAAGAAUGUCGACUCAAAUCAAUUCUUGUAACAGCCAUUACAGACUAAUUGAAUAAACAGUGAAGACAACGUGUCAUUUAUGGAUUAAUCGAAACAGCAGAUGCAUUCUGUUCUGAGAUGAAAAGGUAUGUUUCGUCUUAUUUCUUCA